AUUGAGCUCUACUGUGCCGUUGCCCAACAUCAAUGCUUUCCAAGCCAGUGGAAAUGUAUGUGCAAUAGUAAAUGUCAUCUGUCUAUAUCUCCCGUGCACUGUGGGCUCCCUCAGAACAGCCUUGGUUGGAGGAUACAGAUUGUUAAGAAGUUGACAGAAGCAUUUGAGUGUUUGCUGAAAUGACACCAGGUUCAAACCACGAACUCUCAAGGAAAGCCAUUGAAAGAAAUUUCUGCGUGCUGUACAGACAACAGAAGCCCAGAUCUGAGAGGACCUGCCGGUUGGGGACCAGGACAAAGGAGCAGAGACAAAGAAAAUCCCCUCACUCUAAGACCUGUCGGACGUUUUUGCUCAACGGCCGGGUAAGGAUGGAGCAGAGGGAACCGACAGUUGACUGUCAUUCGGAAGGGACUGAAGGACGACUCAAGGAACUGGCUUCCAGGUGGUUUAUAGAGACGCAAAUGCCGCUCAUCGUCCACAACGGCUUCUUCCCCACGUGGUUCCUGGGCUUCAUUACAAGAAAGGAGGCUGAAGAAAUACUCCGGGAAAAGGAGCUGGGGUGUUUCCUGAUCCGUCUCAGUGACAAGGCCAUGGGAUACAUACUGUCUUAUAAGGGGCAGGAUCGGUGUAGGCAUUUUGUGAUAAACCAAAGUGAAUCGGGGCAGUUUGUAGUGUGUGGAGACACCGAGGGACACGACUCAGUCGCUGAUCUCAUUGAGUACUACAAGUCGAGCCCCAUUCAGCCGUUUGGAGAGUACCUGGCAUCUUCGUGUUUUGAGGCACUGGAUGAAGAGCUCUAUGAUUUCAUCCAGGUCAGCCCCAAAGAGAAACCUCUAGCCACCGACAAAGCUGUGAAGCCCAAGCGAAAGCCACUGAUUAACUCUGCCUCAGAGCAGCCGCCUGCACGGCCCCCAAAGGGCAACAGGACCCAGGAGGUGGUACCACCUUUGCCUCGGAGGAACAGGCCAGUUGCCGAUGACCCCCUAAAUGACCCGGACAGGGCUUUGUACGCUCAGCUCAAAAAGCAGUCACCCAGGGAGAUCCCGAGAUUCCAACACGCCUCCCAGGACAAUCCCCAAGGAGAUAAGGCCGGGAGAGCCGAGAGAUCCUCAACCCAGGAUCAGAGCAGGUGUAGUUCUCCAUCCGCAGCCGAGUCUGUUUACUCUCAGCUCGGCCUGCUGGACAGCAAGAGCAGAUCUCUGCCGCUUCUGGACAACAUCGUAGAUGGAGAGCAGUCGUACCGGCUGAGAGCAUCUCCCCUGACUCCUCCGAGGCUUUCCCCCAAGCCCGUCAGAGAAAACACGAGCGUCAGGCCCCUGCCGGAGACGACGGACUCCAGCAGCAGCCAGAGCCUGGAACACAUGGGCGACAGCGCCGUCUACCUUCUGGCCGGCAGGCCUGGUAGUCCUCCCACCACAUCCUCUGCGACCAGGUACGCCGAGGUCCCGAUGACGUCUCCCCCUCACGAGAACACGUAUGAGCGGAUUCCUGGCCACGAGGAGCCAGCGACACCCGAACCCAACUGCAACACGUACGAGCCUCUGGAGGACAUCAGACCAAAACACAAACACUCUUCCUUUGGGUUAAAGAAUGAUAAAUGGAAAUGGCUGUUCCCUGAGGUCAAGAGGAAGUGGUGAAGAUGUUACCAUUCACUAAUAGAAACUAGUUCACUAGUUUUUCUUUGGCACUACAGAGGUCAAGCCUAAAAUACAGUCUGUGGAAGCUUAUUUUCGACGUGGGCUCACAUGUUCAUAGUUAUUCAAAUGACAUUUUCUGUGUUUUUGCUUUUUAAUGUAUUUAUUUAAUAAAUUAUGCUGUAUUUAAAUUUCAUUUUCUCUAUUUAAAUAAAACGACAGAUUAAAACAGGAAAACCUAUUAUUAAUAAAGGGACCAUAAAGAGAAGAGACUGUUACUAAUCUGUAAAGACAUUUUGCUUACAGGCUGCCACCAUCAAUGCUUCAUUAUGUUCACAGGAAACCUUAUUUGCAUACAGAUUUCCAACGUCUGCAUAUAACUGCAAUGAGGAAGUGUGUCAAAUAUGUUGAAAUGGAAUGUAUUAUCUUCUAUCAUCUGCUGUUCUUUAACUUUGUAGUUCUAGUUCUAGUGUUAUGCACUGAGAUCAAGACAGUAACAUUUCUGUCUUCCUACUUGAAUGCUUUUCAUGGUAACAGGAACAGAUACGUACAGUUUUUAGUUGUUCCCCUGAGAGUAAAACAAGAUCAACCAAUCAUUCAGCUUGCAGCACCAACAAUGUUUUUAAAUUUCAGUCUCUUUCACAACUUAAAUAAAGAUUAUAGAGCGACUUCUAAAAACAAUGAAA
Molecule: messenger RNA, 2320 nt
Organism: Gasterosteus aculeatus aculeatus (three-spined stickleback)
Lineage: Eukaryota; Metazoa; Chordata; Actinopteri; Perciformes; Gasterosteidae
Cellular component (GO): cytoplasm
Source: RefSeq, a predicted model, not a curated record